Messenger RNA from Yamadazyma jaroonii, 1353 nucleotides. Lineage: Eukaryota; Fungi; Ascomycota; Pichiomycetes; Serinales; Debaryomycetaceae. The record is from the annotation of a GenBank genome assembly.
AUGAAAUAUUCAGGUAUAUUAUCAACUAUAUGGUUGAUUACUGUAAGUUUGUGUGUGGAACUUGAUCUUGAUGAUUUAGAUUCCGUAUGUGAAGCAGCAUCUAGUGUUGUUUGGGGGGAAUUGAAUUAUUAUGAAGGUUUCAAAUAUGGUGGUACUGUUGGUAUGUUUUCAACUCCUUAUUAUUGGUGGCAUGCAGGGGAAGCUUUUGGAGGUUUAGUUGAUUAUUAUGCAUUUUGUCAAAAGGGUAAUGAUACUUUUGAAAAAUUUCUUAUUGAUGGAAUGUUCCAUCAAGCAGGAGAAGAUUAUAAUUAUAUUCCAUCAAAUCAAUCAUUAACUGAAGGUAAUGAUGAUCAAGGUGUUUGGGGUAUGGCCAUUAUGGAAGCUGCAGAAAGAAAUAUUUCUCAACCUUCGAAAGAUCACAGUUGGAUUUCUUUAACUCAAGCUGUAUAUAAUACUAUGAAUGCUAGAUGGGAUGAUGCUCAUUGUGGUGGAGGUUUAAGAUGGCAAAUUUUCACUUGGAAUUCAGGUUAUGAUUAUAAGAAUACCAUUUCAAAUGGUUUAUUAUUCCAUUUGGCUGCAAGAUUAGCUAGAUAUCUUGAUAAUGAGACUUAUGUCGAAACUGCUGAAAGAGUUUGGAAUUGGAUGCAUGAUGUCGGAUUUUAUAACAGGGAUGGUGAUGAUUUAACUAUCUUUGAUGGUGCCAAAAUUGGUGACAAUUGUUCAGAUGUGACUACAUUAAAAUGGUCUUAUUCUUAUGGGGUAUUUUUGUCAGGAUGUGCUUACUUAUAUAAUUAUACUGAAGAUGCUACUUGGAAAGAAAGAGCUCUUGAAAUCAUUCAUGUCGCUCAGAAUUAUUUUGUUGCCAGUGGUUAUAUGUCUGAAGCUACAUGUGCCCCAUCAAAUAGAUGUAACAAUGAUCAAAGAUCUUUCAGAUCCUUAUAUUCAAGAUGUCUUGGUGUAACUACGGUUUUAAUUCCUGAAACAAAAGAAGUUUUGAAUGAUUAUUUGACCAAAUCAGCUGAAGGUGCUGCUCAAUCAUGUUCUGGUGGUUCCGAUGGUGUCACUUGUGGUGAAGAUUGGAGUUAUAGUGGAUGGGAUGGUGUUUAUGGUUUAGGUGAGCAAAUGUCAGCUUUAGAAGUAAUUUUAGCCAACGUGCAAACUGAAUUCUCUGCUCCAUUAUCAGUUCAAUCUGGUGGUAAUAAUGCAUCAGAUUCUGAAGCAGGUUUAAACACUCAAGAUCAUACUAAUACCAAACAAUUAGAUAUUACAUCUAAAGAUAAAGCUGGUGCUGGUGUUUUAACUGCGGUUGUUUUAGCUAUAAUAUUAGGGGGUUCUAUCUGGAUGAUUUUAUAA